UAUUUGACAAUAGAAUUUGUCGCAACCUUGAACACAGACAUAUUUCUCAACAUAAAAGUUUUUUUUUCGUUUUAAUUAAAUAAAUUCCUUUUGUCAGGCCUACAGAUCGUAAAUUUAAUUUAUCCCAAAAUGCUUCCAAUGCCACAAAAAUAAUGGCAAAGUUCAGGUUGUGGAAAAAAACGGGAAGAGAUGUUCAAUCGCAUAAAUGAUUCCGAGUGCAAGUGAAAAUAGAAAAGAAAAUUGUCAUCAAAAAUGAAGAAGGUGUUUUGUUUUUGGCUGGUGGCAGAGAAUGAUUUUAAAUAAAUUAAUAGCAAAAUGUGACAUCAGCAAUUAUUUUCGAUUUCGAUUUCCACAAUUAUUACCAAAGAAUUUACUCACUAAACCUUGGUCGUAUUGAAGCGAAAUGGGUUGCAUUAACAGUAAAAAGGAAUUGAUUGAUAUUAAUCCGAAUUUGUACAGAGUUGUCAAUGUAGAUGAUGAAGGCAAUGCGCUGUGGAGUGGUCAGCUCGGCAUAACAAGGCUAGAAUUAACAUUGUAUCGCAAAGGAAAAGAUCCUACGACGUGGCCCAUCAAAUGCCUGCGUCGAUAUGGAUACGAUGCUGAUCUGUUUACCUUCGAAGCUGGUCGCAGAUGUACGACGGGCGAGGGAAUUUAUGCGUUUCGUUGUCGUCGAGCCGAGAGUCUGUUUCAAACACUGCAGAGCUACAUUCAACUCCCUAUCGAAGACACACAAAAUCAAGAUUUACAAAUGCUCGUCAACAAUGGGCCACUGGUAAUACCUCGACAUUCUGGAUCGUCACAGCAACCGUCGCAAACAAACCAGACGCCUAGCGGUGGAUAUUACAUCAUGAAUCGUCCAACUAGUCAAAAUUUAAGUCCCAGUGGCACAAUACAAUCGAAUUCGAACCGAACGCGAAGUGCUGACACCCUAACAUCCGAUGGAAAUUAUCUGGAUCCUACACCGAAUCGCCCAGCACCAAUAUCGCGUUUCCAAAGUGGCUUGCGACUGAGUUCGGUCAGCAGUGGCCCGAUGAGUCCGGAUCCGGGGUCACCGAGUAGUAUUACAGAUAUCUUAGAAGUAACUCAAUUAAAUCCAUUGCCUACCAGCAAUCCGGGAAAUCUUUAUCAGGAAUUCCCUCUGCGAGAGCAUAACAACAACAGUAGCAACAAAAAACUAUCGUUAGAUUGUCCCAUCAAUCUUGAUUGUCCACCCCAAGAGCCGGCACCAGCACCAAGUUUGAGCGCGUUGCGAAGGGAAUUCGGGGUGAAAAAUAGCAUGGACAAUGAGCUUCCCGUAUCACUAUCUCCGAUUUCGACGACACAGGCAGCCAGUGAUUUAUUAGAUAAUUCUCACAUCAUGUACAUGAAUAUCGUAGUGGGCGAAUCGCAACAGAAUAAAUUCACAAGCGGAUCGGAUACGCCGAAAGUGAUUCAAACUCCAACCACAACCGGUUCGAUGUUCGGUAUUCCGCAUUCAAUGCAUUCACAAUAUUCGAUAGACUCGAUGCGAUUAUACGAAAACUUAGAGCCCGGAGACAUUCGUCCAUUGGCGCAGCGCAAUCGCUUAUCGAAACCGGACAUUUUUGCCAAAGUAGAGCUUCCAGCGAACGAAAAGUCCGAGCCGAGCACACCGAAUCAUCGUUGCGUUUACAUUCAAUUGGAUUUAGAUCAAAUAUCAUCAACCGUUUCAAAUAGUGCCAAUAUCUCGACAUCAUCUAGCGGAACGAAUAGUCGACCCAUACUUCCAACCAUCACUACAACAAGUGUAAUCACAAAUAACACUUCAUCGAUUUCGACGACGACAAUGAGUGUACUGCCACCGGAUAGUCCGAAGUCAUCAGGUGUUGAAACCAAUAGUGGCCUAGACUAUGCCACUAUUGAUUUCAACAAAACCAUUGCUUUAUCGAAUUCGACAACUCCAUCGUCUGAGUUGGACGGCGAAGGCUCACGUAAAACGAGACACAGUUCGAUAGCCACAUUCGGUCCGACUAAACAUAGUAAUUCCGUCAGUGAUUGAAAUAAAUGUGGCGAUGAUGAUGUUAUGUCUGUAGAUUGUUUCUAACAAAACAGAAAAAAAAACAAUUUGUGUAGUUACGACAUAGAUAAAGAGGACAGAGAGUAUUAGUUAUACAUCGAAUUUAUAUGUUUCAACAGUUUUACACGAAAAUACCAUAGUCGCGUAUGUACGUACAAUAAAUAAGUUUGCAUUGAACUUUAUAUAUAUACACAGAACAAAGAGCUAAGGAAAUUUUUUACCAAAAAAGAAAAGACAAAAAGAACAAAUUUAUUCAUCAAAACAUUAGAUCAGUAAGUCUAAGUUAAUUAAGGAACUGUUAAUAGUCAAAUUGUUGGUUUUUUCGAGUGAAACACUAACACAAAAGACAUUUAAAUUUCGGCGGAAUAUUUCAUAACCGGAAAGACGUAUAUUGAUUCGAAUGUAUCCAUCCAUAUUCCAACGUUUAUACUCUGAUUUAUACUCUUUGCAUUUGUGCUCGAAAAAUUAUUUAAAAAAAUCCCAAAUCUACUACGUCUAACAUUCGAGGUCAUGGUCAUGAGAUCAGAUUUUUAUUGAUCGGAGGAAUCAUUAAAGGGAAAACGUCUUGCCAAGGUUGAAAGAAAGCCACUAAGUUCCCGUUUCCUGCUAAAUAGAGGUUUCACGAACUUUCUGAUUAUAAAUUUUCAAUUUCUCGAUUAGAUUAAUAUUUCCUCGUUCUCAUGUUGUUUCUUGUGUAACACGAGUCAUGUUUCGUAUAAACGUCGUUUAACCUCUUGAGUUGAAAGCACAAUCUGUCGGGUCGGUGUCUUGCAACCCAAAUAUUUCCAUACGAAAACACACCAGCGGAAUUGAAAGACUAAUCCAACGAGCUAUCACUGAUUAAAAUCGGAGACCGCUUGUUCCCAAAGUUUAAAAAAAUAUCCUGAAAUUUUGGCGAUAUUACUCUUAAGCACGAUUUGUAUGAUUCCUUCAUAAAAUAUCGACCUUUUCCGUCUAGAAUUGAAGUUUCUAUUCUGUUAGUGUAUCACUCGAAGCCUUGUUAAAUAUUGUACGGAUGAACUCCGAUUGAAGAUUAGUUGCCGUUAUUUUUUAAGUUAAAUAAAAGUGACUGCGAAUGCUUUACCGAAAAUUAUUAAUAAGAAGUGACUAAAAAGAAGUAAAAAAAGAAACUUUUACCAAAAAAGAGGAAGAAAUAUGAUUGUACCAAUUUA
Messenger RNA from Bradysia coprophila, 3207 nucleotides. RefSeq lists its product as uncharacterized. Gene Ontology annotation, cellular component: cytoplasm. Gene Ontology annotation, biological process: fibroblast growth factor receptor signaling pathway. The record is from RefSeq and is a predicted model, not a curated record. Lineage: Eukaryota; Metazoa; Arthropoda; Insecta; Diptera; Sciaridae. Gene Ontology annotation, molecular function: transmembrane receptor protein tyrosine kinase adaptor activity; fibroblast growth factor receptor binding.